Messenger RNA from Penaeus chinensis, 1000 nucleotides. RefSeq lists its product as uncharacterized. The coding region runs from base 348 to 656 and encodes 102 amino acids. Lineage: Eukaryota; Metazoa; Arthropoda; Malacostraca; Decapoda; Penaeidae. The record is from RefSeq and is a predicted model, not a curated record. The transcript has 5 exons.
CGUCUGUAGUGCUCUUGGAUGAUCUCAGAUUUCAUUCUUUGACUAGUCUGACAUUUGAUUACUGUGAAUAAAGAGAAGAGACUUUAUUUUUGAACGAAAGCCUCUGUUGAAAUAGAAUCUUCAACUUCGAGGAACUGCCAAGCUCUCUCGCACGUCCCGAGGGAGCCUGACGCGGCCCAAGGAAUAUCAACAGAACAGCUUUCAUAGCGGAGACGCCGCCCGCAGCAGCUGCCUCCGCGCCCCCCAAACCUCGGGCGAUGUAGGGCGUGUGGAAGCCCUCGAAUCCCCCGAAAGGAAGGAGAAGGAGGAAGCCCAGCGCCGAGGAGGAGGAGGGCGACGCGGCGGACAUGAGGAGGAACGCCACCUUCCGCUUCCCGGCGCGGGACCACUACCUGCCGGAAGAGGUCAACUUUUGGACGAUGGCUAUUGUGGCAGUUGGUACGGGCUUCAUCUUCACCGUCGCCGUCUCCAUCUACCUCAUUUGCCAGACGCGGCUGGAGCGGCCCCUCCCGGUGCGGCACCAGCGGACCGUGCGCCACAUCAGCCAGGGGCCCGACGCCUUCCCGCUGCCGCACGACACCCACAACCUGCGCGCCCCUUUGCACUGCCUCCACGCCCCCUCCGCCCUCCCACGCGGCUUGGACGACCCCGAGUAGAUCUCAUCAGCGCCCGCAGCCCUUCCCCGCCACUUCAACCGCAAGCGAGUUUUGGUGAGCAAGUCCCAUCAAGAUGUCUCGCUCAGAAGAGAUCAAAGACAUCCCACCAACGGCACUGACUUGAGAUUUCUGCUUUGGUGCUUCUCGAGACAUUUUUCCCAUUAAAGAUGUGUUGCAGAAAGUCCUCAAGAUUAUUAAGCAGCCAAACGAAGAGCCGUUUAAUGCCAAAUCAAAAAGAAGAAGGAGAAGAAAAAAAGAUAGAAGUGCAGAUCAGAAUCAUCUUAAAUAGCCUCACAUGAAGAAGCAGCAUCACCCUCAUAUGUAUUCGUGAAUAUAAACAUUAA